Messenger RNA from Dracunculus medinensis (Guinea worm), 2016 nucleotides. The record is from the annotation of a GenBank genome assembly. NCBI's taxonomy places the organism in Eukaryota, Metazoa, Nematoda, Chromadorea, Rhabditida, Dracunculidae.
GUAGUUUUUAAAAAAAGUACUUUUAAGGGACUUCAAUCAAAGGCGGAUUAUUCGGCGGUGAAAUUAAAAAAAGUCGAGCGAAAAUGCUUACAUCCAGAAAUUAUGUUAAUUCGCAUAAAAGGUGAGAAGAAUGUUGAUGUGAGGUUGGUUGCACCAAUUUAUACAUCUUUACAUUCAUAUGCGUCAUUUGUUUUGGUUACGCAUUCCAGGAUAUUUCUUUAUCAUGGAAAUUAUUCUAAUUUGCUUGAAAGGACCAAAGCAAUAUUAUUUGCAACAAAUAUUUGUAAUAAAAACGGUAUGCUUAGUUGUUUCGCAAAAACUGUAGAAAAUGUUAAUAAUGAUAGCGAAAAUAGUGAUUUUUGGCUAUUGUUGGGCAACGAAAAUCAAAAUUCACCAUUGCUAUUCAAUGAUAUUCCUCGAGAAUUGCUUAUGAUUUGCGAACCUUUUGAAAAAUUCAUCGCUAAAUUAAAUGUUGUUUAUCGAGUAUUUGACGAUUUAACUAUAUUAACUGCGAUGUCUUCGAAUAUACCAAAUCGAAAAUUGUUCUCCGAUUCGAAUGUUUUGAUUUUCGAUUUCGGUUCGGAAAUUUAUGUUUGGAUUGGAUCGAAUCGUUCUCAAGGAUUACCUUUCGUAUGCGAUUCGAAAAUGUUGUUUGGUACCGUUUUCGAUGAGAAAAGACCAGAAUGGUGCCUUUUAUUGAAAAUAAACCAAGGUGUUAUCGAUUUGCUUUUUGAAAGCAAAUUUCACGACCGGGAAAUUUUGAAAGAUGUUUCACCAAGAAAGCAACAAAUUCAAUCGUCUCAAAACAAACGAUCCAAUUCGAUUAAUAAUGAUGAAAAUUUAGCUUAUCAGUUAGGACGUUUCCUCGCUAAUAAUCGACAAGUUGAAUCAGCUUAUGUUCUUGAAGACAUUGAAAUAUGCCGCAGUGCUAACAAUGUUUUCACUGAACAACUUACAUAUUUCGUUUUGGACGAUGAUUAUGAUCUGCGUGAAAUUGAUAGCCUUUGGCUGUUUAAGAUGGAUACUUGCUAUGUGAUUAAAUGGAAUUAUCGAGUUGAACGAGCUGAACGAAUUGAACAUGAGACAGGAAGACCAAGAACAGCUUUUUUUUACUGGUUAGGUUCUAAAACAACAAAAAAGCAACAAGGACUUUGUGCGAUGGCUUUGAGAAAUUUGGAUAAAGAAAGACAUCCUCAUGAACGAAUUAUGCAGGGUCAAGAGCCAUUCAUUUUCCUUCAGCUUUUUGAUGGUAACAUGGUCGUAGCUGGAGAAGAUAGUGGCAUUUUUUACAUGCACGGUUCAUCCAUUUCGAGUGAAUGUUAUUUGGUGGAACUUCAAAAUGAAGUCAUUCUUCGUUCACAUGCGAUUUAUAUUAUUGUCAACAGUGAAGUGACGAUUUGGUAUGGCGCAGCAUUGAAAUUUGCGAAUAAAAUCGUUAACGGUGGUCAUCCUUAUUUUAAAUUAUUAAAAAAUAGUGCAAAAAUAGAAGAAAUUGUUGAAUGCGAUGAAAAGGUUGACCUACCUGUUAUUAAAGCUGAUAAUUGGACAAAUGUUAGUUUUAAACUGCUUAAUUUAGAUACUAUGAUUGUCGAUCAGGGUUCACGCUUAUGGUUGUGGAAUGAUUCAGUAGUGAGCACUUUUUCAUUACUUGUUGCAAAAGCGUUUUGGGAAAAUCGUUCUGGUCAGAUGACAGUUAUUUAUAAAAAUCAUGAGCCAACUUCGUUCAAGGCUCUUUUUCCACAGUGGUGUGAUUUCGACGAACAGCAUCCAUCAAAGAAUCUCGAUGGAAAUUCGGAUGCAAUUGAAGUCAAUGAGCUUCUUCGUAAUCGUGCUCAGUUUUGGCCCUUGGAGAAAGUAAUCGCUCGAGAUUUACCUAAUGGGUUGGAUUUCAGCAAUUUGGAGAAAUAUUUAGACGAUGACGACUUCCAAUUGGCAUUUAAAAUGAAUCGAAAUUGUUUUUACUCGUUACCCGUAUGGAAACAAAUCGAAAUGAGGAAGAAGAACAAAUUAUUCUAA